CUCGCAAGAGGCAAAGACUGGACAACUGCAGUCUCCCCUUUCCCUCUCUACAACUACAACCCUCGUCUCGAACUCGAAUCCACAAAUGUCGACCAAAACCCGAGGGCACGAGCACCACACAGCCAUGGCCUCCCAGAAACCCGAAGCCUAGGGGAGUCCCUUUGGCCUAUUGCUCCAGCCGGCCAGGAUCAGCAGGGAGCCAAUUGAAUCAAGAGAAAAGGCCGAGGGUCGCCGGCCAUGGGGGACGGGAAGAGGUACUGUUCCUGCUCCUCUACCCAUGGCUUCUCGGUGCCGCUACCGCUCUUCUCCUUCUUCACCUUGUUCUGCCUCCAUCUGUCCAUCGCCGCCGCCGCCGGCAACCCGCCCCUUCCUCUAAACAACACGCAGGAAUCCAUCAUGAGGGAUCUCUCGCGCUCUGUGGGCUCAGCCGGGUGGAACACAACCGUCUCCAAUCCAUGCCUAUGGAGGGGAAUCGGUUGCUCCCCUUCUAACUCCAGUUCCUUCUUGGUGGUGACCAAAGUCGAUUUAUCUGGCUACUCCAUAUCCAACUCCACGCUCUUUGCCUCCUUAUGCUCUCUCGACACCUUACACUCCCUCGAUCUCUCCAAUAACUAUUUCGCCAAUUUGACGGGCCAUUUCUCUCCUUGCCCCAUGACUGCCGGGUUGCGGGUGCUAAAUUUCAGCAGCAACCGUCUGUCGGGACGACUAGGCCAUCUCUCCGGUUUCUCUCGACUCGAGGUUCUUGAUCUCUCCUUCAAUUCCUUCCUUGGUACUGUGACCACCCAAUUGAGUGUUAUGCCUAGGUUGAGGAGCCUGAACCUCAGCUCCAAUUAUUUGGUGGGUGCUGUCCCUCUAAGAAUGGCUAGCUCUAUGGAGGAGUUGGUGUUGUCUCGUAAUAGUUUCAGUGAUUCAAUUCCAAGCAGUCUGUUCAGUUAUUCAGACCUCACCCUGUUGGAUCUUAGUCAGAACAGUUUCACUGGUGAUGUCGUUGAUGAGUUCCGGAAGCUGCCCAAGCUCAGGACCUUAAUCCUUUCUGGUAAUAACCUGACUGGAGCAAUACCGGCGAGCUUGUCGAAUGUCAUGACGCUCACUCGGUUUGCGGCUAAUCAGAACAAUUUUACUGGUUCUGUCCCUAGUGGUAUUACAAAGCAUGUGAAGAUGUUGGAUUUGAGUUAUAAUGGUCUGAGUGGGGAGAUCCCCUCUGAUCUCCUCGGCCCCGCGGGAUUGGAGACUGUUGAUCUCUCCAGCAAUUACCUCCAAGGACCAAUUCCUAGGAACUUAUCUUCACACCUCUACCGCUUGAGGCUUGGUGAUAACAAGCUCAAUGGGACCAUCCCGGACACCAUAGGUGAUGCCUUGGCCCUGGCUUAUCUUGAGUUGGACAACAAUCACUUGAUGGGAAAUAUCUCUUCACAGCUUGGAAGAUGCAGGAACUUGUCCUUGUUGAAUCUGGCAUCGAACCAUUUUCAGGGUCAAGUGCCUGAUGCAAUCAGUAACCUUGACAAGCUGGUAGUUCUGAAGCUUCAAAUGAACAAUCUCAGGGGAUCUAUCCCAAGUACAUUUUCUGAUUUAACAAACCUGAACACUUUGAAUCUUAGUCUGAAUUCAUUCACGGGAGAGAUACCAAUGGGAAUUUUCAACCUUCCAAAGCUUUCCAACUUGAAUUUUCAAGGGAACAAGAUCAGCGGUGCCAUUCCAGUGUCAGUCAGUUCAUUGCAGUCUCUAAUUGAGCUCAAUCUGGCAGAUAAUUCCCUCACUGGUACCAUCCCAACAAUGCCGACCAGUUUGAGCGCAGUUCUCAAUCUUAGUCACAAUCAUCUCAGUGGAUCUAUUCCUUCAAAUGUCGGUGUUUUAAAAGAUUUAGAGAUCCUUGACCUUUCAUACAACAACUUGUCUGGUCCAGUGCCAUCCUCACUUGAGGGUCUACAGAGCUUGACAAAGUUGGUGCUAUCUUAUAAUCACCUCUCUGGGUCCCUUCCUGCAUUCCGUUCAAGUGUGACUGUUGAUAGCACUGGAAAUCCUGAUCUUACAAAUGGCAAGGAAAGCAGUAAUGACUCUCCUACUAGUAGGAAGACAAGGACACAUACUGUUGUCAUUAUUGUUGCUAUUGUCAGUUCUCUUGUUGGACUGUGCUUGCUGGCUGCUAUUGUUAUGUUCGCAUUGUCCAAGAGAAUUUAUCGUGUGGAAGACGAAGGACCAUCAACUGAAGUGGGUGUGUGUCAAGUCAUUGACGGCCACUUCAUAACAAUGAGCAGUGUGCACACAUCUGGAAUUGAUUUUAGGUAUGCAGUGAAAGCAGUCUCCAAUCCCAACAACAUAUUCCUGAAGACAAGGUUCUGCACCUACUACAAGGCCAUGAUGCCAAAUGGAUCAAUCUACUCUGUGAAGAAGCUUGAUUGGAGUGACAAGAUAUUCCACGUUGGUAGCCAAGAGAAAUUUGGCCAUGAGCUUGAGGUACUUGGCAAGCUAAGCAAUUCCAGUGUCAUGGUGCCAUUGGCCUAUGUCUUGACAGAAGACAAUGCGUACCUCCUCUAUGAGCAUGUGUACAAGAGCACGGUGUUCGACUUACUACAUGAUGGAAGGUCACAUGUUCUGGACUGGACAUCACGGUAUAGCAUUGCUUUGGGGGUGGCCCAAGGGUUGACCUUUCUUCAUGGGCGCACUCAGCCGGUUCUGCUUCUUGAUCUGUCGACGAGGACUAUCCACUUGAAGUCAACAAACGAGCCUCAGAUAGGAGAUAUUGAGCUUUACAAAAUUAUCGAUCCUUCUAAAAGUAGCGGGAGCCUUUCAACCAUUGCUGGCACAGUCGGCUAUAUUCCACCAGAGUAUGCAUACACCAUGAGGUUGACGAUGGCUGGCAACGUGUAUAGCUUUGGAGUCAUUUUACUGGAGCUCUUGACAGGGAAACCAUCUGUCAGUGAUGGCAUGGAGCUAGCCAAGUGGGCUCUCAGUCUUUCAGCUAGGCCUGAGCAAAGGGAGCAGGUCCUUGACACCAGGGUCUCAAGGACUUCAGUUGGUGUUCACAGUCAGAUGCUGUCAGUCCUCAAUAUUGCGCUCUCCUGUGUUACUUUCUCUCCCGAUGCUCGGCCGAAGAUGCGCAACGUCUUAAGGUUGCUCGCCAACGCAAAGUGAAUGUGAAUCAAAAGAAAGCAGUCGGUUUUGGUAGGUUAGAUAAGUUCUGGAUGGAAUCUGACAUUUUCUUAGUUUGUGGAUGUCAGUAUACAGGUGAUCAUUGUAUAGUGACAUAGUCUAUGGUAGGUUAUGAGUUGGUGACGAGUUUGAAUUGUUAAGUGUAUAUUUUUUGGACUGAACGAUCUGUGAUCUUUAAACACCACAGUGAUGGUUAUUAGCA
Hordeum vulgare subsp. vulgare (domesticated barley) is the source of this 3352-nucleotide messenger RNA. Its product is annotated as LRR receptor-like serine/threonine-protein kinase RGI5. The transcript is spliced from 2 exons. NCBI's taxonomy places the organism in Eukaryota, Viridiplantae, Streptophyta, Magnoliopsida, Poales, Poaceae. The coding region runs from base 238 to 3132 and encodes 964 amino acids. The record is from RefSeq and is a predicted model, not a curated record. Gene Ontology annotation, molecular function: protein kinase activity; ATP binding; receptor serine/threonine kinase binding. Gene Ontology annotation, biological process: protein phosphorylation.